UAAUGCUUUCUGCCUAAAUGAAAGUUUGAUAGUCUUCCGCAAUCUCGAUUCACAAAUCUAACAUGGUAUCAUAGCCAAUAGAGCUAUGUUCUUGAAAGUUCUUUUGUUUUCUAUUCGUUCGUUUUCUAUUCAUACGCACUUUUAAUGUUUUUAAGUUUGAUUAGAGUUCGAAUUGGUUCAAUAAGGGUAAAUGCAUUUGGAUCCUGUCCAAAUUGAUCUAUUACACUCUUGAUAUUAGUGUUUUUUUUUCCGGUAAUUGAUAUUAGUGUUUUCGCCUUUUCUGUUUGUUUCAUAAAGAAAAAAAGAAUAAAGCAAAAUUUGUAUUAAAAUCAAAUUUUCAUUUUACUUUUUGGGUACGGUACCCAGUACUAUGAGCUCAAUUUAGAUCAAAUAAAAAAUGUUGGAUAUGAAUCUGUCCUUGUCAAGAACCAGUUGCUCUCAAUCAUUCGAGUUGUUGGGAGAGAUUCAAUCGUGGAUCAUAUACCACACACUAACACGCCCCCUCAAACGAAAGUCACUCACAAGGGCUUGAAAUUUGCACAGGUCUGAAGACAAGAAUACCAUGUGCUUAAUAGGGGUGGCUAUUUGGACCGGGACCGGAUUAAAAACCGGAAACCAGACCGUAUAACCCGGACCGGGACCGGAUGGUAAACAAUCCAAUCCAAUCUUUGGGCUUAGAUUUGAGGUAAAAAACCGGAUAAAGACAGGAUAAGAGAGUUCAACACCCAAAACUUAAGGGUAAUUUGCAUAAACGGUCACAAACCUUUGCACUUAGUACAAAACUUAACCAACUCCUCACCCGUUAAGGCCUUAGGCCACUCAAAUCCCACAAUCUCAAAGUAAAAUCAAGACCGAAUUGGGACCGGACCGGAUCAAAACCGGACCGGAUCAAGACCGGACUGUAUCCAAUCCAAUCUUCGGUCCUUAUAUUUUCAAAAAGACCGGACUGGACCGGAUCAAUUUGGGCCAAUUUAACCGGACCGUAUAGCCACCCCUAGUACUUAACAAAUGAGAAUCCUAAUAAGUCGAGUUGUUGGAAGAGGUUUAAUCGUAGAUCAUAUACCACACACUAACAAUCCUAAGAUCAAAAUUAACCAAACUAAUGCAUACUAAGGUGGGUUUGCCAAUACCCAACUAUUAAUUUUUAUCUGUCAUGCUAUGGACGAUUUUAAAACUAUUAAGUAAUUACGUCUGAAUUCGAUGCUUACACGACUCUAUUAUUGCAUAGUGUCUUUUUGUGCACGAUCCUCUUCCCCUUUGUCGGCCAGCAUUUCUGCAGAUCCAUUAUCCAGUCCAUUCACAGCUGGGAACAAUGGCCCAAAUACAUGACAGUUUUUGCAGCAAGAAUCUUCUGAACGGUAAUCUUCUAGUUAUUAUCUUCUCCCUUCUGUACGUACUCGUCUUGAUGUCACCGAACUUCAAUUUUCUUACGCAAGUGAGUUUAUUGGAAAGAGAAUGCUUAUUGUAUUUGUACCAGAUCGAUCCAUGAUCACUAUGUAAAGCUAGUGUUAGGGUGUGGUAUAUGAUCAACGAUUGAACAUCUUCCAACAAUUCGAAUUUUUGGGACUAAUUGGUUCUUGACAUGGUAUCAGAGAUUUUUGUGAACGAGAGGUCUUGUGUUCGAUUCCGGGUUCGAUUCCCGGUUGUUAAGCACAUGGUAUUCAGACCUGUGCAAACUUCAAACUCUUAUUAUUGGUUUUCGUUUGUUAUUGGGACGCGGACCAGUAAGUUCAUAAAGAGGUGUCUUUUUUCAAAAAUUAUAUUCAUAUGAUAAUUAAAAUUCAAAAAUUUUAAUUUUGUAUAUUACAUGAACAUGUUUUAUUUAUGAAAAAUUUUGAAAUUAUUAAGAAAAGUAGAAAAAUAAACUUAUUAAUCUCAAUCUUUAAAUUUGGCUCCACUCAAAAUUAAGAGAUAUAUCUGACUACACAUUUGUACAUCACUAAGGAUUAUGCACCGUUUCUUGCAACCUUAUUUGGCACCGAUCCUACCCUGGUGUCACUCCCUGCGUCUUGCGAACCUUACAAUCAUUUUUCCUCGUUUUCAUCCUUUUUCCCACAAAUAAAUUCAAAAUCCAGACUUAUUGUGCCAUAGUUAUCAUCAGAGUUGCUUGACGGAGACCGACUUAAGAAUUGUUCUGUAUAUAUGUGUAUACUCGGUGGCAUGGAUCUUGGAAACUCUGUGAAAGCUAACUAAUUAACUAGAAUUUGUAAAUGUUAGCUAACCAGUGGAGACGGAGAAACUAAUAAACAAAUGCAAUAAUAUAAUAUCAAGAGAUGCCCAAAAAAAAAUGUUCAAGCUGAUCGCCAUGUAACAUUAACUCUAUGUUUGUCCCGGCUUUUAGAAGUGCUUUUAGAUUUCAAAAGUUGAAGCAGGGCCAAACACCUGUAAAAGUUCAACUUUUGAAAAAACGGAAAAGCGCUUUUGUAUAACAUAAAAGCAGAAGCUCCGAUUUGUAGCUUAUGCGAAAAGGUGUUUUGAAAAUACAAGAUCAUCCUUACCAUAUUUUAAUUUUAUUUCAGAAAAUAUAAUUUUCCUUCGUUUAUAUCAUUUUAAAAAUAAAAUAAAUUAUAAAAUCAUAUUAUUUAAUAUAAAAGAAAUCUAACAAGAUUCAUUUUGUUUACUUUUUAUUGUUUAGAAUUUUUAUUCAUAUUUUAUAUUAUAAGUCAUUUAUAGUCAUUUUACACAAUCUUUCAAAUUAAAAAGCACUUCUAAUAGUUUUACAGCCAAACACUCAACUGCUUUUUUUGAAAAAUACUUAUCUAAAAGCUCCAGCCAGAAGCUGCUUCUGCAAAAACUACCGCAGGACCAAACUAGGUUUAUAUUGACAUCAUCGAUCAUGAUGUAAAGCUAGUAGUUUUAGUGUGUAUAUAAAUUAAAGAGCAUCACCCUUCGUUCCCCAUUCAUACAAUUACGACGACCACUACAGCUAUGGCGUCGUCAUCGUACUCUCCCUCCAAAUUGUUAAGACGGCGGGCAAUAAUAAUAGUUGUUGUUUGUGGGUGCUUAUUAGUACCUAGCCAUGUAACGGCGGCGAAGUGCAGCGUUCACAUCCCAAAGCUGGAUCCCAACUACCCUUCUUAUGUAGCCGCAGUUCUCACCACGCUGGUCGAUCAAACUCCGGCGCAGAUCACAGCAGCAACGCGCUCCUACAAAACCUGGUCUCCAGAUGAAGAAGCCGGCUCCGUCAAGGGCAUCGCCACUUGCUUUACGACCGACGCCACGCGAUGUUCUGACUGUCUGAAUUUCGCAGCAUCCGCAUUGGCCUCUUGCGUCUCUACGUACGGAUCCAGCCGUGAACACGACUGUCUCAUCCAGAUCUGGCGAAUCAAUCACUAGUUUUAGUUAAAUUUGGCAGCCCGGAGGAGACAUCUUAUUGCCUCUUUGGUUACCCGGUGGAACUGUCUAGUUUUCAUUUUCCUUGUUCUUACUUCUUUCAAUACAAACUUCCCCAAUGCGAAACGCUGUUGGAAGUUGGAACAACUCAUAAAUCUAUCAAUUGGUUUAAUUUGUUCUUCCGUUAAUUCAUGUCGUCGAUUUAUCCAAUCUUACCUUAUAUCUUAAUCCAAUUCCAUCCCAUUGUCCGCUACUUUGUUCUCUUAACUGAAAGUUAUAUUGCUACUUGCUUUGACGUUACAAGACAAACCACAUGUAUGACUAGGGGUGUUAACUGAUUUUCGGGUUAGACGGGUAAUUAGGGAUGGCAAUUAUAGUCGUAAUCGCGGGUAUCCGACCCUACCCAACCCUGUCAACGAGGGGAAUCGCCGCAUUGACCGGGUAUGGGCAGAUACGGGUAAUAUCCGCAAAGAAACUCGUGGGGAUGGGGCGGGCAUGGAUAUAAGUGUCUCCGCCCCAAUACCACUCAUAUCCUCCCCGCCGUUACUUGUAAUUGUAAUUGUAAAACAAAUAAGUAUUAAAAGUUUAAUUUCAUAUAAGCCGCCUUAAUUUCCUUACGCGUCUCUAACUCUAGCCCUAGCUAUUCUCUUCAAGUCUUCAACCGUCAAGUUUCCCCUCCCUUCACUCGACAAGGCAACGCUUAAACCUCCUCUCUCACGUCCUUAUUCGCCGCCGCUCCUACCCUCUUCCAUAGCAUCUCCACCAGAACACCACGCCUCCUUGACCAUUUGUUGCCUUUCUUCAGUUUGUCGGUUCUUUUGCUCAUCGUCCGUUCAUAACUGUAGUAGUGGUAAUAACAUUCUACUCAUACGUCUUUCCUUUAUGUGUGGAUUUUUAUGGUUUAGUAGGUGUUUUGGGAUGAAUAAUUUGGUGUUGGAUUAUUUAUUGGUACUCUGUUUAUGGAACUUCGUAGGAAUUGGAUGAUCUAAUUAAGAUUAUCAGUUGUUCUUUAUCAGGUUCAUCAUUGAUUGGGUUUGAUGUUUCAACCCGGUAAUUAUAUGUUUUGUUGAAUUUAAAUGUGUUAAUUUAGUUAUAAUUAGAUGUACGGGACGGGGAUUACCUUCGGGUAUCCAAAAUCUGCGAGGAUGGGAAUGAGGAUGCAAAAUCUCCCCCCGCAUAGGGAUAGGGAGGGUAUGGAUUAGAUAAAUGAAACUGGGUAUGGGGAUUUAUUUAAUUAGAAAAAUCCGCCUCAAACCCGACCCAUUGCCAUCCCUACAGGUAAUUAGUCAAUCGAACGUAAGGCGGUAGUUCCGCCAAACAUUAGUUUUUUGCAUACAUAUUGAUAUGGCGUGUCAACAACAUCGAUUCGAGGGAGGGUGGUAAAAAGUCCAUGGGGUCAUUUGAAAGUUGUAAUUUUUCAAAAUGAUGUAUUUAGUAAUUUAGUAUAUUAUCAUUUGAUGUAUUGAACAAUUGAUGGAUUAAGCAAAAACCUUGUUUGGAGGUUUGUACUGUGUUUUUGUUGUAAAGUCACAAAAGUUAAUUUUGAGUGAUUGUGAAGAAUCUUUACUAUUUGUUGAGAUUAAAGAUUGAUAAUCCCUAAAUUUUGAGUAAUUGUCGGUUAUAGUCGGUUAUAUGUUUAAUUACGCAUAUACCUUUGUUUGUUAAGGUUAUAGUCGGUUAUAUGCAUCAGGGCUGGCCCCGAGGGUUUGCCGGCAAGCCCUUCGGCACAGGGCCUCCAAAUUGUGGCGGCCUCCGAAUCUGCAUCGUGUAUAUGACUAAUUACUAUUACAGACUAUUGGCUUUCGAUUAUGAUUUUAAAAAUAUAGAAAAUUUAUGAAUUGAGUUUUGAUUUUGGGUCUAAAUCGGGAAUAUUAAAAAUUUAAAUUCCAA
This is a messenger RNA of Linum trigynum, 5223 nucleotides long. Lineage: Eukaryota; Viridiplantae; Streptophyta; Magnoliopsida; Malpighiales; Linaceae. The record is from the annotation of a GenBank genome assembly.